This is a messenger RNA of Didymodactylos carnosus, 798 nucleotides long. The record is from the annotation of a GenBank genome assembly. Lineage: Eukaryota; Metazoa; Rotifera; Eurotatoria; Philodinida; Philodinidae.
AUGAAAGAGAAAGAGCCGUUUAUGCUGGGAAGUAAUAAAUGGCUAUGCCAUUUACUCUAUUCUUUAAGCGAACGCACCACGGUUUCACCAUGUUUGAAAUGGAAAAAUAAGUUAAAGUUCAGAGAAGUUUUUGUGGUCCUCAUUGAUUUUCCUAAAGCUCAACAUUCAACACCGCCAUCAGGAGUUACUCCUAAAUACCCUGAAAAUUUUCAAGAAAAAUUGAAAAAAUUUGUUGAUGAGAGGCUCGAUUCGAAUGGACCGUCUUCGAAGCCAUAUCGUGAAAUAUCAAAUUCAACUCGUGAAUUUAGAUUAGAACAGGAUGCAACUGGUUAUGGUGAUCGUCUGCUUCUGAAUCGUCAUCAGACAAUUCAUUUAAUUAUUAAAAAAGCAAUUCAAUAUCGUAUUGACCAUAAUGGCUCAUCAAUGUCUAUCAAUCAAAUGCAAAAAGAGCUGAAACGAACUUAUUUUAUUAGCACUGAAACAAUUGCAUAUGUAUUAUCGCAGAUAAACUCACCAGAACAAGAUUUAUUUACAAUUGAAGCUAAUCCUCCUGUUCUAUCAACACAACAACAACAAACAGACAUAAAUAAAAAAAAUAAUAAAAACGAUGAUUCAGGAGAUAAGAAUGGUGGUAAAUCGUUAAAUUUGAAACAGAAAACUGGAAAGAUAAAAACAACGACAGCAACCGAUGAACAAAUAAAACAAAAAGCUACAACAAAAUGCACACGAAUUACAAGAUUUAUUAUCAAAGAAUUACAUGGUGGUAGGAAAGAGAAGAAAAGAUUGACUGUUAUUUGA